Messenger RNA from Closterium sp. Yama58-4, 1197 nucleotides. Lineage: Eukaryota; Viridiplantae; Streptophyta; Zygnematophyceae; Desmidiales; Closteriaceae. The record is from the annotation of a GenBank genome assembly.
AUGCUUCUUGCAAUUUCCGCUCUCCCUCCGCACCUUCCUGCGCCCUUCUCACCAGGAGUGCCUGACGAGCUGCUGUGGUCCUUCGACGUGCGCCUAGUGGCCGUUGACAGGCCGGGCUAUGGCCAGUCCGACCCUGCGCCGGACUGCUCACUCCACUAUCUCUUCCCCCUCUCUUCCGUCCCUGCCAACCCACCAGGAGUGCCUGAAGAGCUGCUGUGCUCCUUCGGGGUGCGCCUGGUCGCCAUUGAUCGCCCGGGCUAUGGCCAGUCCGACCCUGCGCCGGACCUCUCACUCCACUCCUUCUGUGCGGACCUUGAGGAGCUGGCGGAUCUUCUUGCCUUGGGCCGCAAGUUCUACCUGUUGGGGUACUCAGCAGGAGGCGCGUACUGCUGGGCGGCAGCGCACUACAUUCCCCACCGCAUCCUGGGGAUUGCCAUGUGGGCGCCCUUCAGCUCGUUCUACUGGCAGGGAAUAUCAGACCAGGACAGGGAAGCCAUGUUCGCCGGCAUGACGCCUCAUUCCCGCCGCUCCCUUCGUCUCGGCCGCUUCGCGCCGCUCUGGCUCAUCCGCGUUUUCAUUCGUAACUUCGUCGUCCCCUUCUCCGGUCCCUUAUGGCUGCAGCGCUUGCAGCACAGCCUCUCACCCGCCGACCGCCAGUACCUGCUGCACCCACAGGGGGCACAGGCGCUGCUUAACGACAAUACCGAGUCGCUCCUUAUGGGAUCGCACGGCGAGGGCAUGGCCAAGGACGUUGAGCUCUUCAGCCGCCCUUGGCCCUUCGAUGUCCUCGACAUAGGAUGCUUCAGUAAUAUCCAAGACAUGAUGGAUAUUGGAGAAAUCAGGGACAGUGGUGAGGACAAGGAUUACCGAGAAACAAGGAGAACUCGGGAGGAGAGUGACAGGGAUGCAUCGGACCUACCUAGUUUUGAGGCGCCUCAAAACCGAGAAAAAAAGAGAACUCGGGAGGAGAGUGACAGGGGUGCACCAGGCCUACCUCAACACGUUGCCCCUCCGUUCCUGGUGCACAUAUGGCAUGGCACAGAGGACGUUUUGGUGCCUCUCUCCCUGCAGCGCUGGCUGCAGCAGCAGCUGCCGCAUGUGGUGAAGCUGUAUGAGUUGCCUGGCGAGGGCCAUCUGUCCUGGUUCUGCCACCAGCCAAGCAACCACCAUCGAGUGCUUGCAACGCUCUUCUCGUAA